AUGAGUUAUCUAUAAGAAUAGGGGAUCAAUCAAAAAAGAUAUGAAUUUAGAGCCAAAUCUGAGAAUAUCUAUAGAAAUAAAUCCAUUAAUAUUAUGAAUAAAUAAUUAGAAAAAGAGAAGACUUUUAAAUUAGUAUAAUAAUAGAAUUAAAUUGAAUUACAAUAAAAAUUGUAAAAAUUGAAUGAAAAAUGGUAGACAUAAUAGAAUUAAGGGCCCUAAAAGCUGAUUAAUUAAUACAAUCUUAUUUUUCAUUAUUAGAAUAGAAAAUUACAUAAAGAGAUUAAAGAUUAUAAGAUUAAAUGUAAAUUUAUUUUAAAAUGAAAGAUUUUGAAUCAAAAUAAUUUGGAAAUACAAAGAAAAGGAUUAAAGUAAUUGAAGGUAUGGAGAGAUAAAAACGUGAUCUCUUAUUUAUUUUAGAAUAAGAUAAAGUUUCUUUUACAAAUACAUCUGAAAUGAAAUAUUUGUAUAGCACUCCAAAAUAAUAGCAAUCUAAAUUGUUUAUUACAUUAUUAUAGAUUUACAUAUUUAAAUAAAUGAGAAAAAUUGUAUAUAUAUUUUCAAGAGCUACCUAUCUUGAUUUCUAAGCAACAACUCCAACAUAUGCAUAGUAAAGCCCAUUCAUUUGGAUGGGAAACUGAAAAAAGCUUUGGAAAAGCAAGAUCUUAAGUAAAAUAUAGAAACUAUUAAAUAGAUAGCAACAUUAUUCAAUAAUUAUUUACAUCAAGAGCUACUGAAAGUAAUAAUGCUGAAUUAAAUGGUUUAUACGGAUUUUAUGGAAAAUCAAAGAAUCAUAUAAUUACAACUCAGACUGAACAAAAAUGUGUUUUAGAUACUUGUAGAUAUGAGGAGGAUAAAGGAGUAGAAGUAACAUAUAUGCCAGUUAAUUUUAAAAGUUUAAUAUCAUUGAAACAAUUAUAAGAAUCAAUUUAAUCCAAUGCUUUAUGUGCGAGUGUAAUGCUUGUAAAUAAUGAAAUUGGAGUCAUAUAAAAUUUAAAAGAAAUAAGUAGAAUGUGUCAUGAAAGAGGAGUGUAUGUUCAUUCUGAUUUGCAUAAGCUAUAGCAAAGAUAUCUGUUAAUGUUUAAGAUCUAGAUAUAGAUUUAAGUAUAAAUCAACUUUUUUCAUUAUUUUUUAUAAUUUUAAAAUAUAAUUUAUUCGUGUGUAGUAUUUCAGCUCAUAAAUUCUAUUGUGCAAAAGGAAUUGGAGCAUUAUAUGUUAGUAGAAAACCUAGAGUUAGAUUGUAACAAAUAAUACAUGGAGUAGGUUAAGAAAGAAGAUUAAGAAUAGGUACUUAAGAACCACAUUUAUGUGUUGGAUUUGUUAAAGCAGUUGAAAUAGCGUAGCAUGAAUUAUCUUACGACAUUUAGCAUGUUGAAAAAUUAUAUAAUAAACUAAUAAAUUUAUUUUAAAAGAAUUUUAUUUGAAUUUUUUAAUUCAUUAUUUUCUUUUAAGAGAAUAAUUACUUUAAAAUUUUAAUAAAAUUAAAUAAGAAUAAUUAAAGAUUAAUUAAAAAAUUAAAUCUUUAAUUAAGUGUAAGGAAAUAAAAGAAAAGAUUUCUUAAAUUCAAAUUAGUGGAUCUUUAAAACAUCGGUAUAAAGGAAAUUUGAAUGUUUCUUUUGCUUUUGUUGAAGGGCAUCAUCUGGAUCUACAUGUGCAUCAGCAUCUCUCGAACCUUUUUAUAUAUUAAGAGCUUUAGAUGUUUAAGAAGAUAUGGCUCAUACUAGUCUUAGAAUUGGUAUUGGGUAUAUAUCUAAUGAUUAUUUAAUUAGUCGAUUUACUACAGAAGCAGAAAAAAAAAAAGUUGAUUUUUUUCUUAAUUAAUUGAGGUAAGUUGUAAGAAAAUUAAGAGAAAUAUCACCUUUAUGGGAAAUGCAUUAAGAUAGAAUUGAUAUUAAUAAAAUAAAAUGUACUCAACCACAUUGA
This is a messenger RNA of Paramecium sonneborni, 1920 nucleotides long. NCBI's taxonomy places the organism in Eukaryota, Ciliophora, Oligohymenophorea, Peniculida, Parameciidae. The record is from the annotation of a GenBank genome assembly.